AUGUGCUCCCGCAGCUCCUGCCACGACUACGAGUCCUCCUGCCACGAGUCCCGCUCCUCCUGCCACGGCUCCAGCUCCUCCUGCCACGGCUCCAGCUCCUGCCACUCUGGGUCCUCCUCCUGCCACUACACCAUCCAGAGGCAGCCCGUGCAGAAGUUCAGCUACUGCUGCCCACCCGUGCAGUAUUACUGCCCCCCUGUGCAGCGUUACUGCCCCCCUGUGCAGCGUUAUUGCCCCCCAGUGCAGCCCUGCUGCCCACCAGUGCAGCGUUACUGCCCCCCGGUCUGCCCCCAGGUCACCAAGAACAUCUGCAAGCUGCCCACGUACCCCAAGUACUGA
Prinia subflava (tawny-flanked prinia) is the source of this 339-nucleotide messenger RNA. RefSeq names its product putative small proline-rich protein 5. Lineage: Eukaryota; Metazoa; Chordata; Aves; Passeriformes; Cisticolidae. The transcript has a single exon. The record is from RefSeq and is a predicted model, not a curated record. Bases 1 to 339 code for a protein of 112 amino acids.